AUGUGUAUACAUAGGGUGGAAUUAUUAAAGGUCCAUCUCAUAAGGUUGCCAUAUGUGAGCUCAUACUUUGUCAAGCUCUCAGCCCAGAUCCUGGCAUGCAGUAGGUGCUCAAUCAAAGAGGAUUCAUGUUAUUAUUAUUAUUACUUUCCUCUCACCUUGAAUUGCCCCUUUCUUUUCUUCCUUUUUUAUUCCCAACAAAUCCUGCCAGGUGCCUGGGGUUCAGAUGACUGUGACCUCUUUAGCUGUUUGUGUAAGCCUGUCUCUCAAAGAAAACAGCCUCCCCAGGCAGAAAUAUGCCCCAAACUUUGUGCAUGUAAAUCAACAAUUCUGCACAAAGUGAGGGUAAUUAAUAAAUGA
Rangifer tarandus platyrhynchus (Svalbard reindeer) is the source of this 357-nucleotide messenger RNA. The record is from the annotation of a GenBank genome assembly. Lineage: Eukaryota; Metazoa; Chordata; Mammalia; Artiodactyla; Cervidae.